AUGGAUGUAGAUAUGGUCCUAGAUAAUUUGACCUACGCUGUGAAUGUCACAGACAACGAUGGAAUGUUCCUAUACUCUAACAACAGCACGAUCUGUACCGAGAUGUACAACAGCACGUUUUCUAGCUCCAACGACAGCACGGUCACUGCUGUCCCCACGCCGGCUUCCCUCCAACCAACGCAGGGUUUCAUUGUUGGCGUGGCGAUGGUCCUGGGUCUUCUGGCCGUGGUGGGAACCACGCUGAACGGAACCGUCAUCUUCGCUGUGGGGUUUAACAAAAGGCUCCGAACUGCCACCAGCUGGUUCGUGGUGAAUCUGGCGGCGGGAGACCUCCUGGAGACGGCAGUCUAUCUGCCGUUCGGCGUGUACACUGUUAUCACCUACCGGGUUCCGUUCCACCCUGGCUUAUGUGCCGCACUUGCCACCAUCGGCAUCUCCAACAAGUUCACCUCGCUGUCCUGCAUGGCGCUCAUCGCUUUCCACCGCUACAUGCUCAUCACCAAGCCCAGAUCCACCUACAAGGCCGUCUUCACCACCAGAAACAACGUUCUGAUCGUCCUGCUGGCCUGGGUCGUGUCCUGGACGGCCGCCAUUCCCUUCGUGCUCAGCUUCGGCUUCAUCCAGAGUGCAAAAUCAAGAUGGUCCUAG
Messenger RNA from Branchiostoma floridae (Florida lancelet), 648 nucleotides. Its product is annotated as histamine H2 receptor-like. The record is from RefSeq and is a predicted model, not a curated record. Gene Ontology annotation, molecular function: G protein-coupled receptor activity. Gene Ontology annotation, biological process: G protein-coupled receptor signaling pathway. The transcript has 2 exons. NCBI's taxonomy places the organism in Eukaryota, Metazoa, Chordata, Leptocardii, Amphioxiformes, Branchiostomatidae. The coding region runs from base 1 to 648 and encodes 215 amino acids. Gene Ontology annotation, cellular component: membrane.